UGGCAUCCAAGACUGUACAGUUGACGCGAUCUUCCUAAGUAUGUCCUCACUCAAGGAUGAGCUCCUGGCCAAAAAAGCCCGCCUGGCAGAGUUGAGACGACAAAAGGCAUUGCGGGAGGAGCAAUAUGCCUCAUCGCGGCAGAGCAUUGGCGAGGCUCCCUCUCCUGGAAGGUCUGCAGAAGCACGAAGAUCAGAAAUUGAUGACCUUGUGUCAAGGCUCAUUGACGGAAAGAGAGAUUCGCCUGCAUCCCCUCGAAGAAGCCGACCGAGUUCACUCCAAGGCACAGGCCAGAUCACUCCCCAAGAUGAGGUGGAACCAUCGCCGAAGAGGUUGAUGGUGUCUAUGUCAACGCAGACCGAGACCACUGAAGAGAUAUUUACCGCACACAGAGACACUGCUGCCGCUCACGAACCCGCUCCACCGAAAAAGGAGUACAUCACAUAUAGCAAAGGGGUCCAGACGGAACCCUGGUUAGACGAAAAUGCGAAAAUACAAGAUGGCGCUGAAGAGGACGAUAUUCAAGUACGUGGAGAGAGGCGACGCAGCCGCCGUGAUCUGGAAAGAGAGGAAGAAAUCCGACAGAAUCUUCGAAAGGAGAUAGAAGACGAAGUCAAGGCGACUCUAAGUCGAGAACCAGCUGUUACUCAGCCAUCGAUUGCACAACCCCGAUUUCCGUUACGAUCACUAAACGACAAUGAGCUGAAUGCUGUUGUUGCUUCUUCCGAAUUUGUCUCGUUUGUGGAACGGUCGUCCAAGGUUAUUGAGCGAGCCCUGGAUAUUGACGACGAGUACGAUCUGCUGGCAGACUAUACUCGAACUUCGACCUUAGACGAGGAUGACGACGAUGCGCCAUAUUCGCGAAUCAGCAAGAAGUCACAUUCAGUACGCGAAUCUUUCCAAUUGUUCUCUGAUCGAUACACACGAAGACGAAUAGUCUCCGACAUCCAAUUCUCACCACAUUUUAACGAAUUACUGUUAACCUCUUACACGAAAAACCCAUCAGCUCCUCACGAACCAGCCGGCUUGGUGCUGCUGUGGAACUCUCAUGCACCGUCACGGCCAGAGUACACCUUCACGGCAUCGUCAGAUGUGCUGUCGGCUCGAUUUUCACCUUUCCACCCGAACCUUGUCAUUGGAGGCUGCUAUUCUGGCCAGAUAUGCCUUUGGGAUACGAGGACAUCCGGUCGCACAGGGCAACCUGUCCAGAAAACUCCGCAGUCGGGAUCGCAUUUGGGCCACACUCAUCCAGUCUACAGUAUCAGUGUUGUAGGGACACCGAAUGCUCACAACAUCUUGACAGCCUCGAUGGACGGGGUUGUCUGUUCAUGGUCUGUUGAUAUGCUGACGCAGGCACAAGAAUACCUCGUCCUCAAUACGCCCGCACCAGCCAAGACAGACGACCUUGCUCCUACUUGCAUGAGCUUUCCUACUUCUGACCCCACCUUCUUCGUUGUCGGUACCGAGGAAGGAACCAUCUACCCCUGCCACAGAUAUGAUCGUGCUGGUGCACAAGCAGGUGUUGAUACUCGACUGUCCUACCGCGGCCAUACCGCUCCUGUUAUGAGCGCACAAUUUCAUCCCGCUCGAGGGCCCGUGGAUCUAGGAGACCUCCUCCUCAGCUCCAGCUCCGACUGGUCUGUGAAGGUGUGGCGCAUCAAGCCAGCGGCCACUUCGAGUGCCGCUGCCCUGGCUUCAGCUGCGGGUGCGAACCCGACCACUGUAAGUCCAGUCCUAGACCUAGCUCGAGAAGACCUUGUGUACGACGCGAAAUGGGCGCCGCAUAAACCUUCAAUGUUCGCUUGCGUCACUGGUGCCGGUGAUCUGGAGGUAUUCGAUCUCGGCUACGAUCUUGAGGUGCCCAUCGCUAGAGGUACGCCGACAAGAGGCAAGAACGGGGUUGUACCCUUCAAAGGCUUAAACAAGGUAGCAUGGGAAGAAAGAAGAGGCAGCCACAUAGCUGUUGGCGGUCUAGAUGGUGUCGUAACUGUCUUUGAUGUCGGUAAAGGCCUUCAGUGCGGUAACAAUGAGAAGAAUCUAGAAGAAUGGGUGGCUAUGAAGAAAUUGGUCACGAAACUCGAGGGCGCCAAGUCGUGAAGCUGGUUCUUGCUCUCGUGCGAUGGAGUUGGAAAGACCGGACGUCACCACCGCAUUCUGAUAUGUAUCAGGAAAAGUUGGUCCGUGGGGCGAUUCUCUUGCCUUGGUUGGGAGUGUUGGAGUGUUUCAGCUGUUAUGAUACCCUUUGAAUAUGCAGCGUCUAGCAGUGAAUGUGAACAAGAAGAUUGCUUCUGCACACAGGAGCAAGCUCACG
Molecule: messenger RNA, 2309 nt
Organism: Exophiala xenobiotica
Lineage: Eukaryota; Fungi; Ascomycota; Eurotiomycetes; Chaetothyriales; Herpotrichiellaceae
Exons: 2
Coding region: 41-2095 (684 amino acids)
Biological process (GO): transport along microtubule
Cellular component (GO): cytoplasmic dynein complex
Molecular function (GO): dynein light chain binding; dynein heavy chain binding
Source: RefSeq, a predicted model, not a curated record